AAGCCUAAGAAAAACGAAACUACCGAGCAAAUGCAAAUGCGCAUAGCAUAGAAGUCUUUCAUGGAAAACGAAUGUCUCAAAUCUCAACCCAUCACAUGAAACUUGUGGAAAAAAAAGAACAAAACAAGCAAAGCCAAAAGCCGAACUUCUUACUCACACUAUUGAUUCUAGUCCCCACUGUAGGAUAGAGAGUUUAUAAUGCAUGAAUGAAAACAAUUCAUAAUGUCCUCUUCUCUUAUUUUCCUUCUUCCAGGCUCAAAGGGCAUGAAUCUUUCCCCCCCUGCUUGAUUUUCCUCUGUUUUCUCGCAAUGUCUUUUCCAAAACGGUUGCCACCAGGAUGUAAAUGUCCGAGAAUAGCAAACAAAUAUUACCACUGUAAUCGAUUAUGUAAAGACAUACCUGUGCAACCGCGGCCUCCACCACAAGCGCCACCACCACCACCGCCACUACUUCCUAGUACUACUACUCAUGCUCACAUGCAUUAUCACAAAAGGGAGAUGAUUACUGGCAUGACACUCAUGGUAAGCACUAUAAGUUGUGCUCUUCUCUUCGGUAUUUUUUGUGCAAUUGUUAGAUUAUAUUUUAACAGGAGGAGUCAUUCAAGGAGAAGAACUUUACCCAUUUUUUUUAUUACUCGAGAUGAUUUUCUUGGUGAAGAUCGAGGACCACAUUUAGACAAUCCCAUAUGGUACGCUGUUGGUCUCCAACAGUCAGUUAUUGAUUCCAUCACAGUUUUUAAGUAUAAAAAAGAUGAAGGCAUGAUUGAAGGAACUGAAUGUUCUGUUUGCUUGAAUGAGUUCCAAGAAGAUGUAAGUCUUAGGCUUUUGCCUAAGUGUAGCCAUGCUUUUCACCUUCCUUGUAUUGAUACUUGGUUAAGGUCACAUAAAAAUUGUCCAUUGUGUCGUGCCCCUGUCGUUUGUGAAACCAUGGUUGCUCAAGCCAGUGCACCAGAACCUCAUUCGAUUGAUUCGGGUCCAAGGAACGGAAGCCUGGUUGAAAAUUCAGAUAACUGUGGUGAUCUUGGGAGGCAUAAUGUUGCAGAAGGUGGAACUAGUGAAUUGAGAACUUGUCCAAUUGAAGAUGGAAACACUUCCGAAAAUUCUAAGAAAAGGCCUUCUGAUUCUCAAAUCUUAAGCAAUUUAGAUGUGGUUCAAGACCAUGUUCAACCGCUGAGGAGGUCAGUUUCCUUGGAAAUUUGUAGCGAUGUAGCCGGUCUAGCAACUAAAUCGCAUAAAAAUCAUGGUAGUUUGGACAUUGAAUUACAGCAGCUAAAGUGCCCAAAGGGGAAGAUUGUUGCCAAGCGAAGCAGUACUGGAAGUUCAAGCAUAUGCAAGCUGAUGAAAAGCUCUUCAAUUGCUCGAUCUUUAUCCCAGGGGUCUAUUUCAAUGAAAAGUCUCUCUCAUCUGGUGGAAAAUUCUUAUUAUCCAAACAAACAGAAGCCAAGACUCAAUCCUUCCCUUGUGAAUUCAAGCUGAGUUAACAACACAACACAUAAUAAAAGUAAGACUCCAACAUCAGUGUAAGGGUAUAAAAUACAAGAAGAAUCCGGUCAUCUAUGUAGCCUUUUCAGCGUCCAAAUGCUUAAGGCUCUGAGUUGUAGGGUGCCUGGCCACCAUAAAUUUUCCUAAUUUUUGCUGUUACUGGCUGUUUACGUUCUCAGACCAUUAAAGAUGCUUCUGAUAUAUAUUAUUCAGCACAAAAUAAAAAGAUGCCUGUAAAAUUGUUGAAUUAAUUACUACAAUAUAAAUUCUUUUCUUUUUUAUACACACUAUAUAACAUAAUUAACUUGACCUAUUACAGUCAUUUAAAACACAUUGAAACCCUUUUUUCAUCAGAUUCCUUGGAACUUCAAAACUUUUAUGAAUGUUUU
Durio zibethinus is the source of this 1870-nucleotide messenger RNA. RefSeq lists its product as uncharacterized. The record is from RefSeq and is a predicted model, not a curated record. Gene Ontology annotation, molecular function: transferase activity. NCBI's taxonomy places the organism in Eukaryota, Viridiplantae, Streptophyta, Magnoliopsida, Malvales, Malvaceae. Gene Ontology annotation, biological process: protein ubiquitination.